Messenger RNA from Capsicum annuum, 3856 nucleotides. RefSeq names its product TMV resistance protein N. Lineage: Eukaryota; Viridiplantae; Streptophyta; Magnoliopsida; Solanales; Solanaceae. The record is from RefSeq and is a predicted model, not a curated record. Gene Ontology annotation, biological process: defense response; signal transduction. The transcript has 4 exons. The coding region runs from base 19 to 3543 and encodes 1174 amino acids. Gene Ontology annotation, molecular function: protein binding; ADP binding.
UCGAAUACCAAUAAUUCCAUGGAGUGGACCUCAUCCUCAUCGAAACUUCUCUUUUUUGAAGUCCUAUAUAUAACUUUGUCCCAAAUAUCAUCAAUUUCAUCUCGUAUCAUACAAUCACAAUCUAUCCGCACACUUCUUGUCUUUUUCUUCACAAAUUUUAACAACUUAACGGAAUUCAUGGCAUCAACUUCUUCUUCUGCAAGUAAUUCACAGCAGUGUCCUCUAUGGAAGUACGAUGUCUUCUUAAGUUUUAGAGGUGAAGAUACUCGUAACACAAUUACGGGUUACUUGUACGAACGUUUGACAAGGAGGGGAAUAAUCACCUUUCAAGAUAAUAAAAGGCUAGAGCAUGGCGAUUCGAUCCCAGACGAACUCUUGAAAGCUAUCAAGGACUCUCAAGUUGCUAUUGUCAUUUUCUCAGAGAAUUAUGCUACAUCGAGAUGGUGUUUGAAUGAACUAGUGAACAUCAUGGAAUGUACAAAGGACGAAAAUGGACAAACAGUCAUACCAGUUUUCUAUGGUGUGGAUGCAACAGAUGUUCGAAACCAAAGUAAAAGCUUCGCUGAAGCAUUUGCCAAACAUGAAUUAAUGAAUAAUGAUGAUGGUGAGGGGAUGCAGAAGGUGCAAAGAUGGAGGACUGCCCUAACUGCUGCCGCAAAUCUAAAAGGAUAUGUAUUCCCUAUCGGGGUCGAAUCAGACUGUGUCGAGCGUAUUGUUGAUGACAUUUCAUCCAAAUGCAAGACUUCAGGAUCUUAUUCGUACAAAGUUGUGGGAAUAGAUACUCAAUUAGAGAAAGUAGAAUCCCUAUUAGAGAUGGAAAUUGAUGAUGUUCGGAUUGUGUGGAUUUGGGGAAUGGGGGGAGUUGGUAAAACAACAAUGGUAAAUGCUAUUUAUAAUAAACUUUCGUCCAGCAAAUUUAAAGAUGCUUGUUUGCUUGAGGAUAUUAAAGAAAACAAACAUAGAAUGUACUCUUUGCAAAAUAUACUUCUCUCUAAACUGUUAGGGGAAAAAGAAAAUUGCGUGAAUAAUAAGGAGGAGGGGAGGAGCAUGAUGGCUCGUAGACUUCGGUUUAAGAAGGUUUUAAUUGUGCUUGAUGACAUAGAUCACAGAGACCAGUUGGAUUACCUAGCAGGGGAUCUUGGCUGGUUUGGUAAGGGAAGUAGGAUUAUUGCAACCACUAGAGACAAACGUUUGAUAGGGAAGAAUGUAGUGCAUGAAGUGGAAAAACUACUUGACCGUGAUGCUGUUAAACUGUUCAAUCAAUAUGCUUUCCUGGAAAAAGUUCCGGAUGAGUGUUUUAAAGAUCUAACGUUGGAUAUAGUAAGUCAUGCUAAAGGCCAUCCUUUAGCCCUUAAAGUGUGGGGUUGCUUAUUACAUGGAAAGGAUAUUAUUGUGUGGAGAAGUGCUCUAGAUAGAAUAAGGGAAAAGUCUGGUUCAGAAAUUAUUGAAAACCUCAGAAUAAGUUAUGACGGGUUAGAGCCUGAAGAGCAAGAGAUAUUUCUGGAUAUAGCAUGUUUCUUCCGAGGAAAAGAAAAAAAAGAAGUCAUGCCGAUCCUUGAGAGUUGUGGUUUUCCAGCUGAAUAUGGAUUGAGCGUACUAAUCGACAAAUCUCUUGUGUUCAUCUCUGACCAUAAUAAGAUUCAAAUGCAUGACUUAAUACAAGAUAUGGGUCAAUAUAUAGUGAAAAUGCAAAAGCAUCUGGGCGAACGUAGCAGACUAUGGAAUGCUGAAGAUGUCAAAGAAGUGAUGGUCGACAAUACGGGGACCAUGGCAGUCGAAGGAAUCUGGUUUACUUUUAUUCAAAGACUAUGCUUCAGCAGAGAGGCAAUGAAAAAUAUGAAAAGGCUAAGGAUAUUAUACAUAUGUAGCUUCAUCUCUCCAAUUGAUCGAGAAGAUGCUGUCUGCGACUCCAAUUGCACUGAUGGCUCCAUUGAAUACCUGCCCAACAACUUGCGUUGGUUUGUCUGGCAUGAAUAUCCUUGGAAGUCGUUGCCAGAAAAUUUUGAACCCCAAAGGCUUGUUCAUCUUGAUCUACAGUGGAGUUCAUUGUGUGAUUUAUGGACCAAAAGAAAGGAGAUUUUGCCGUCUCUACGAUGGCUACAUCUCAGCUACUCUGAAAAUCUGAUGCGAACACCAGAUUUCACGGGGAUGCCGAAAUUGGAGUAUUUGGAUCUGGGCAACUGCACGAGACUUGAAGAGGUUCACCCUUCCUUGGAAUGUUGUGGAAGACUCAUCCGGUUAAAUUUGUAUUGUUGUAAAAACCUUAUGAGCUUUCCAUGUGUUAACGUGGAAUCUCUUGAACAUCUGAAUCUAGAGGAUUGCUUUAGAUUAGAAAAAUUUCCAGGAAUCCUCGGAAGAAUGAAGCCUAAGUUAAAGAUUAAGAUGAGAGGCUCUGGUAUAAGGGAACUGCCAUCAUCUAUUAUUCAGCACCUUUUAUAUCUUCUUCCAGAGCUAGAUUUGAGAUUUAUGAAAAACCUUGUAGCUUUUCCAAGCAGAAUUGGCAUCUUGAAAGGUUUGGUGAAGCUAAACUUGUCCUACUGCUCAAAACUUAAAAGCUUGCCCGAAGAGAUCGGUGAUUUACAAAACUUGGAGGAGCUUGAUGCCAUCUAUACUCUAAUUUCACGACCUCCAUCUUCCAUCAUCCGCUUGAACAAGCUUAAAUUCUUGAGUUUUUCACAUCAAAGAUCAGGAUUAUACUUUGUGCUUCCUCCGGUGAAUGGAGGGUUACGCUCAUUGGAAUAUCUGAAUCUCAGUUGCUGCAAUAUAAUAGAUGGAGGACUUCCGGAAGACAUUGGAUGCUUAUCCUCUUUGAAAGAAUUGAAUCUCACUGGAAAUAAUUUUGAGUAUUUGCCUCGAAGCAUAGACCAACUUGGUGCUCUUCGAUCCUUGGAAUUAUUAGAUUGCAAGAGGCUUACACAGUUGCCAGAAUUUCCACAGCAAUUAGAUGAAAUAGAUGCAGAUUGGAGCAAUGAUUGGAUCUGUAAUUCGUUGUUUCAAAAUAUCUCAUCAUUGCAGCAUGACAUCUCUGCUUCAGAUUCAUUUUCACCAAGAGUGUUUACCAGCUGGGGGAUGCAUAUCCCAAGUUGGUUCCACAAGUGGAGAACUGCUACAAGCGUAUCAGUUAAUUUGUUUGAAAAUUGGUAUGUAGGUGCUAACUUCUUGGGAUUUUCUGUAUGUUACCAUGGCAAAUUAAUUGACACCACAGCUCACUUGAUUCCCUUAUGUGAUGAUGGGAUGUCGUCAAUGACCCAGAAACUUGUCUUUUCCAACCAUUCAGAAGAAUAUUCAUACUUCACCAAUCAUUUUUGCUUCGUACCUUUUGCUGGCUUAUGGGAUACAUCUAAGGCAAAUGGAAGAACACCAAAUGACUAUGGGCACAUUAUAGUAUAUUUUUCGGAAGAAUUGAAGGAGUUUGGACUUCGUUUGUUGUAUAAAGAUGAACCAACAGAACAUGAUGAUGAAGUCCGUUGCUCCUCUUUGAAGAAACAUUCUAAUAUUCGUGGGAGAGUGGGCAGUUUCUUCAGAAACUUUUCAGCUCAUUAAGUAUUUGUUCUCCGUUUAACUAUGUGCUGCAUUAGUUUACGCGAAGUAAAGUUUUGGUGGGUUUUUAGGCUCUGUGCAGCUGCUGAGGAGGUUACGCGGCAGUACUGAAGAUGUUGACAAAGUGAGCACUCUUGAUUUAAUUUGUACAACUAAACUUGCACGGCAUUGAUACUUACUAUUGUAAUAGCAAUCUUAUCCGAAAGAAACAACUCUCAUAUAUUCUCCCUCAGAAACUGAUGUUCGUCAUAUUACUUUUUUUUAAAUUUAAGUGACAGCUUGCGGAGUACACUGUGAUAUCUUGCAACUUGCAUCA